Molecule: messenger RNA, 609 nt
Organism: Ilex paraguariensis (yerba mate)
Lineage: Eukaryota; Viridiplantae; Streptophyta; Magnoliopsida; Aquifoliales; Aquifoliaceae
Source: the annotation of a GenBank genome assembly
AUGAUUUUUCGCCUGGAAGUGACGUCAUCCAUCCGAUUUAAGGUGUCAACAUGGAAUAGUAAGCACCAUAAGAUGCAUGCCAAUUGUCCGGUUGGUGUAGGCCCGGAUGGCUUGAUCUUGGCAAGUUAUAAAGAUAAGCGAUGCCCAAUCCUGUCACUUCUCAAUGGUGGUGGUGAUUCCAUCUCCGCAAACAUAACCAAAGGGGAAUACCCGGAUAGAGUUUAUGGUAUUUUCCUCUGCAGAGGCGACGUUAAGCACGAAGCCUGCCAGAAAUUUAUUGGCACAGCAGGCGACCGGAUUGUAAAGAAUGCCCCAUCAGAAAAGAGGCAAUCAUAUGUUCAAGCAGCCACCAAUACUUCUAACCGCAAUUAUGCAAGAGAUGAAGCAAAAAUCAUCAGUAUGGAAAGCGGGGACACGAGAGUAGAAGCACAACCGCCUUCACCUGAUCACAGCACCAACAAUGGCACAAAAAAGGAGCAAGAACAUAGCCAAGAGGUUCAAUUAGUUCACUUGGCGGGAGAAAACCUUUCAAAUGACUUCUCAAAUGAGGAUUUGAUUGGAGAAAAGGGAGAGAAAUCCCAAGAAUUUCCUUUCAUAAGGGGACUCUAG